GAACAUGGGGAAUUCUGCAUGCAACUGUAAACGACGCUGCCCGUGUUGCCCAACGAAGAACGAACAGCCGUCCCUCAACCGAAAAAGGGUCUUCAGGUCAAUCUAUGACUAUCCCUCACGCACAAAAUGGGAUCUAAAUCUGAAGAAAGGAGAUAUUCUGGAAGUAACUGGAGAGACUGAGUACUGGUUGUAUGUGAGGAGACGCACGGCUAAGAGUGGCAAAUCUAACAGCUUUGUGGAGGAAAAGGGAUAUGUGCCUAAAGACUUUGUCAAGCCGCUGGAUAGCGUAGAGGCCGAGUUAUGGUAUUUUGAGAAUGUUAAAAUGCGCAUAGAGGCCAGAAGAUGUCUGCUGAGACCACAAAAUGCCGAGGGUGCGUUUCUCGUCUGGAAGUGUUAUGAGAAUAAUCAUUACUACUUAUCAGUGAGGAAUGGAAAUCAUGCGCGACAUUACAGGAUCAAGCAGAGAGAAAAUGACAAGCAGUUUUUUCUUGUUCAUCAUACAACUUUCCCAACCUUGCGUGAGCUGAUACAGUUUUACUCCAAAAACGAAGGCGGACUCUGCGAAAAGCUUCAUGAACCCUGUGUGAAGUUGGACCAGCCAGCUCCUCUUUCUCUGUCAUUUGACACCAAGUGGGAGGUAGAGCGAAGUUCACUUACCAAAAUAAAGAAGCUUGGCAGUGGUGAGUUUGCAGAGGUGUGGCAGGGGCUCUGGAACAACACGACAGAUGUGGCCAUCAAAGAGUUCAAAGUUGUCAAUUAUCCAACUAUCAAAACAGAGAUUGAAAUCAUGAAGGAGCUGCAUCAUGAACGUUUGCUGAGGCUCUAUGCUGUGUGUACCACUAGUGAACCCAUCUGCUUAGUGACAGAGCUCAUGAAAAAUGGCUCUUUAAAGACAUUUCUCAUCAGCCACAAAGAGAAAAAAGAUCUAGAGUUUUCGCUCAUGAUGGAUUUUGCUGUCCAGAUUACAGAAGGAAUGAUUUACAUUGAGAACAAAAUAGUUCACAGGGAUCUGAGAGCCGAGAACAUUCUGCUUACCGACAUGCAGUGUUGCAAAAUAGCCGAUUUUGGACUCGCUCAAAUUAAUCUGCCAGGAAACCACAGGAUUUCAUCAGAUGUCAGGGUCCCUGUGAAAUGGAUGGCCCCUGAGAUAUUUGAGGAGAAGGAGUACACAAGCAAGAGUGACGUCUGGUCUUUCGGCAUCCUUUUAACUGAAAUCGUCACAUAUGGAGAUGACCCAUACCCUGGUCAAGACAAAAUGACAUGCGUUCGAGCCAUUCAGAGAGGAGAGCGGAUGCAGCAACCACCUGGCUGCUCCAAAGAGCUCUACGACAUUAUGCUGAUGUGCUGGAGGUCAAACCCUGAGGAGAGGCCAACAUUUACGGAGCUGCAGGAGAAGCUCCUGGCUCUCAUCCCUGAGCCUGUUUGUGAACUGGAGUAGACACUGUAGAUAUGAGAGAGUUAAGAAACUGUUGAGCAUGCAGUAGCUUAUAUAUAACCAACACAUAUACAUUCACUUACUUAAUAGUUUACAGAAGUAAUUGCACAAAAAAAAUCUACUGAAAUGAAUUAUUAAACAUUAUAAUCAAAAUUUAAAUCAACAAAGACAGUACAAGAAGUCUUGUAUUGAUGUACUCAAAUUCGAAUAUAUUACCCCGAUAAAGAACAUUUUAGUUCCAAAAUUUAUAUGUGUGCUAAAAUGUUCUUAAUUGUCAUGAAAAUAGUGUCACAAUGCAAAAAAUUAUUAAUUGAUUUUGGGGUGAUGUGACAUAUUGACAGGUUUCAUGAGACUCAUCACUAUACAAUACACUUCACAGACUGUCAAUAUCAAAUCUCUUGUGUACAUGAUUAUAAAUGACUAUUACUAGUAUUGCUAAUUAGUAUUACUAAAGGUGAUUAUGAAGUUUCCUAGUUUCCAAAAAGCUGACAAAUGUUCCAUUCCUGACUGACAUUUUUUGACCGAUGCUGCUGACCUAAAAAAUAAUGGCUGUUCUUACCCCAAUGUAGGAUUGACAUGCCAACUUUCAACAUUUGUGACAGCAGAGCAUUUGCAAAUGAAUGUUCAAUUUUUAAACUGUUAUGUGGACUAUUGUAGGAGCAUGUAUCUUCUGUGAUCUGAUAAAGAACAUUGUAAUGUAAUACUGUAAAUCUUUAAAA
Megalobrama amblycephala (Wuchang bream) is the source of this 2154-nucleotide messenger RNA. RefSeq names its product tyrosine-protein kinase SRK3. The transcript has 9 exons. Gene Ontology annotation, molecular function: non-membrane spanning protein tyrosine kinase activity; ATP binding; signaling receptor binding. The coding region runs from base 5 to 1438 and encodes 477 amino acids. Gene Ontology annotation, biological process: cell surface receptor protein tyrosine kinase signaling pathway; innate immune response; cell differentiation. The record is from RefSeq and is a predicted model, not a curated record. Gene Ontology annotation, cellular component: extrinsic component of cytoplasmic side of plasma membrane. Lineage: Eukaryota; Metazoa; Chordata; Actinopteri; Cypriniformes; Xenocyprididae.